Soboliphyme baturini is the source of this 417-nucleotide messenger RNA. The record is from the annotation of a GenBank genome assembly. Lineage: Eukaryota; Metazoa; Nematoda; Enoplea; Dioctophymatida; Soboliphymatidae.
AUGGGUGGUGGGGGGGGAGAGAAUUGUAUGUUAAAGCUGAGAUUCGAAGAUCGGACGCUGGGCCUAAUGCAGGUUCGGGCUUGGAGCUUUAAAGGAUUUAACAAUCAGAAUAAACCGUUCGUUCGCCACAGCGACUUCUACGUUGCCAUGCAGCGGCACACGUCGUGUGGGUGUGGGCAGUGCGCCAAAAAGGUGGCUUGCACCGAAAUGCAAGAACGGGUCGGAUGCGAGUGCCGGUGCAGAAACGCAGCUCAGUGCACAGGUUUCAAUCAGAAGUGGUCCAACGACAGCUGCCAGUGCGUGUGCGCAAACAAAACCUGCGCCGAAGGUCACACCCUCAAUCAAGCCUCGUGCAGGUUUUCCUUUCGCUUGAUUUAUGUCGCUGUUUGUCUGUUCUACACGCGAUUUCUCACAUGA